This is a messenger RNA of Pipistrellus nathusii (Nathusius's pipistrelle), 2550 nucleotides long. The record is from the annotation of a GenBank genome assembly. NCBI's taxonomy places the organism in Eukaryota, Metazoa, Chordata, Mammalia, Chiroptera, Vespertilionidae.
AUGAAAAUGACUCCUCCCUAUGUGAUUGCCAUGUUGGCCCUAAUGAGUUCCUGUUUAGCGACAGCAGGUCCAGAGCCCAGUGCCCACUGUGAACUGUCGCCGGUCAACGCCUCCCAUCCUGUCCAGGCCUUGAUGGAGAGCUUCACCGUCCUCUCGGGCUGUGCCAGCAGAGGCACGACGGGGCUGCCACAGGAGGUGCAUGUCCUGAACCUCCGGGGCCCGGACCCGGGGCCCGGCCAGCCACAGAGAGAGGUUACUCUGCACCUGAAUCCCAUCUCCUCGGUGCACAUUCACCACAAGCCCGUUGUGUUCCUGCUCAACUCUCCGCAGCCCCUUGUCUGGCAUCUGAAGACUGAGCGGCUUGCCCUUGGUGUCCCCAGACUCUUUUUGGUGUCUGAGGGUUCUGUGGUCCAGUUUUCGUCCAGGAACUUCUCAUUGUCAGCAAAAACAGAAGAGAGGAGCUUCCCACAUGGAAACGAACAUCUGUUAACCUGGGCCCGGAAGGAGUACGGAGCAGUCACUUCGUUCACCGAACUCAAGAUAGCACGGAACAUUUACAUUAAAGUGGGGGAAGAUCAAGUGUUCCCACCUGCAUGCAACAUAGGGAAGAAUUUCCUCUCGCUCAAUUACCUGGCUGAGUACCUGCAGCCCAAGGCAGCAGAAGGGUGUGUGAUAUCCAGGCAGCCCCGCGACAAGGAAGUGCACAUCAUCGAGUUAAUCACCCCCAACUCGAACCCCUACAGCUCUUUCCAGGUGGAUAUCAUAAUUGACAUAAGGCCUUCUCGAAAGGAUCCCGAGGUGGUCAAAAAUCUCAUCUUGAUUUUAAAAUGCAAGAAGUCUGUCAACUGGGUGAUCAAAUCUUUCGAUGUCAAGGGAAGCCUGAAAGUUGUUGCUCCUAACAGUAUUGGCUUUGGGAAAGAGAGUGAAAGAUCCAUGAUAAUGACCAAAUCAAUACGAGAUGACAUUCCUUCAACCCAGGAGAAUCUAAUCAGGUGGGCUUUGGACAAUGGGUACAGCCCAUUGACGUCAUACACAGUGGCUCCUGUGGCUAACAGAUUUCACCUUCGGCUUGAAAACAUUGAGGAGAUGAGAGAUGAGGAGGUCCACACCAUUCCUCCUGAGUUACGGAUCCUGCUGGACCCUGGGAUCCUGGACAACCCACCCAUCCGGGGGGAGAGAGGCCGGAACGGAGGGUUCCCCUUUCCUUUCCUGGACAUUCCCAGGAAAGGCCAGAAGGAAGGGGGCGAAGAUGGGCUCCCCCAACCAAAGGACCCUGUCAUCCCUGGCUUACGACUGUUCCCCGGUCCCCGAGAGCCUGAGGAGGUGCAGGGCAGCAUGGAUGUGGCCCUGUCCGUCAAAUGCGACCAUGAGAAGAUGACCGUGACUGUAGAAAAGGAUUCUUUUCAGUCCAACAGCUACUCGGGGAUGGAGCUCACCCUGUUGGAUCCCAACUGCAAGGCCAAGACGAACGGUACCCACUUCAUUUUGGAGUCACCCCUGAACGGCUGCGGGACUCGGCACCGGCGGUCCGCCCCGGAUGGAGUGGUUUACUUCAACUCCAUUGUGAUACAGGUUCCAUCUCCUGGGGGUAGUAGUGGUUGGCCAGAUGGUUUUGAAGAUUUGGAGUCUGGUGAUAAUGGACCUCAAGGAGAUAUGGAAGAAGGAGACAUUUCCCCCUUUAGCAGACCUGAAGUUGUGGUGUUUAACUGCAGCCUGCGGCAGGUGGGGAAUCCCAGGAGUUUCCAGGACCCGCCCAACAGAAACAUCACCUUCAACAUGGAGCUGUACAACACCGACCUCUUCCUGGUCCCUUCCCAGGGCGUCUUCUCCGUGGCAGAGAACGGGCACAUUUAUGUCGAGGUGUCUGUUACCAAGGCUGACCAGGAACUGGGAUUUGCCAUCCAAACGUGCUUUAUCUCUCCAAAUUCGAACCCUGAUAGGAUGUCUGAUUACACCAUCAUUGAAAACAUUUGUCCUAAAGACGAUUCUGUGAAAUUCUACAAUCCCAAGAGAGUGCACUUUCCCAUCCCGCACGCCGAGAUCGAUAAGAAGCGGUUCAGCUUUGUGUUCAAGCCCGUCUUCAACACCACGCUGCUCUUUCUGCAGUGUGAGCUCACAUUGUGUACCAAGAAGGAAAGGGACGCCCAGAAGUUACCCAAGUGCGUGCCUCCCGAUGAAGCCUGCACCUCCCUGGAUGCCUCGAUGAUCUGGGCCAUGAUGCAGAAUAAGAAGACGUUCACCAAGCCUCUCGCCGUGAUCCAUCAGGAAGUGGAAUCUAGAGGAACAAGUCCAAACAUUAAGGAACCGAAUCCAAUUUCUCCACCAAUUUUCCACGGUCUGGACACCAUAACCGUGAUGGGCAUUGCGUUUGCAGCAUUUGUGAUCGGAGCACUCCUGACGGGGGCCCUGUGGUACAUCUACUCCCACACAGGGGAGACGGCGGGAAGGCAGCAGGUGCCCACCUCGCCGCCGGCCUCGGAGAACAGCAGCGCGGCCCACAGCAUCGGCAGCACGCAGAGCACGCCCUGCUCCAGCAGCAGCACGGCCUAG